AUGGUUGAGGCUCUAUGUCACACUACCUCUCGUUCUCUUUGGUGUGCAUUAGAGUCUGCUUACACACAUGCUCCUUUAGAACGAGCCCAUAAUCUUAAAGAUUCUCUAAGGCAAUUAAAGAGAGGUGAUUCAUCUGUUUCUAAGUUUGGCAGAAAAUUAAAGUUUGUAUGUGAUCAUCUAGUUGCCAUUGGUCAUCUCAUUUUAAAUGAUGACAACUCCCAUUGGUUUCUCUGUGGUUUGGGUCCUGCUUUCGAAUCCUUCUCCACUGCUUAUCGUACAAUCCGGUCUAGACCUCCUUAUCAUGAUUUACUAGCUCAAGCAGAAGGACAAGAACUUGUUGUUCAUUCCCUUCAUGGCUCCUCCACACCUCAAGUCGCCUUUUCUGCAUCUCAUCAAUUCCCUGCCGCCUCUCACAACUCUUCAUGUGGUUGGGGCAAGUCAGGUCGAGGAGGUAGUAAUGAUUAUUCUGGAGCUCAUGUUGGUCAAGGUCGUCGAUCUCCCCACUGUCAAUUAUGUAGAACUGAUGGUCUUUAUGCUAAUAUGUGUCCUCAGUUGCCUACAUAUGCUAAGCAAUCCUCCUAUUCGAUUGCCAAUUUAGCUUAG
Lactuca sativa (garden lettuce) is the source of this 603-nucleotide messenger RNA. RefSeq lists its product as uncharacterized. The record is from RefSeq and is a predicted model, not a curated record. NCBI's taxonomy places the organism in Eukaryota, Viridiplantae, Streptophyta, Magnoliopsida, Asterales, Asteraceae.